AUGGACGCACAUUCAAAAAUAACACGUAAACGAGUCUUCCCAUUCGAACGAGAUCUGGAUCGACUUCCCACAGACAGGGCAAAACGACGUUAUGUGUCCGAAUACUUGUCUUCAGAGCUGACUGCUUUGUCACUAGGAGAAGACGGAGAUGUUAUGGAUAUAGAUGAUUCAAAUAAAAAGGACAGUUUAUUGUCGAAUAAAGGUAGUUCGUCAAAGAAAAAGCAUGUCGUGUUGGUCACAGACUUCAACGAUGGAAGUGAAUCAGAUAACGACAAGUCCGACUGUGAGAAAGAGAAAGAGCAGGGUACAAUAGAAAUACCGAGCGAGCUGAAGGAACUAGCGAAAAGGUAUGGAAACCCAGAAAAAGCACUGAUCAAGUAUCAGCGUCCUCCAUGGCUACCGCCUGAUCCACCGACAGAGGAAAUCACUAUAAAACUUCAAUCUAAUGAUGCUACCAGUUUAUCGUCUUCGACCUGUCAGAAAGCAGUGAUCGAAAUUAACCAAAGUUCGCGGAUAUUGGAUGGUUUAUUAGAUCUGGAUGGAACACACAUGGAAAUGGACAACGAACAGUCGGAGAAGGAAAAGUAG
Molecule: messenger RNA, 588 nt
Organism: Paraglomus brasilianum
Lineage: Eukaryota; Fungi; Glomeromycota; Glomeromycetes; Paraglomerales; Paraglomeraceae
Source: the annotation of a GenBank genome assembly